AUGGAUAAAAUCGUAAAUGUCCCUUCAGACAUUUACAGUUACGUCGAAAUAUUGAAUAAGCAGUUAUACUUUGCUGUAGUCAAGAGCAAAUAUACAACUAAAUUAAAAAGUACAAUGGAUACAUUCUUUUUUUCCAUCGACGAUGACUUUAUAUACGAAAAUUACUACUGCGAUUUUGGGCCGUUGAAUAUUUCCUGUUUAUACAAAUACUGCUGUAAGCUGAAGAAAUAUCUUCAGUAUGCAAAAGGUCUGAAACGUGUAGUACAUUACACUUCCAACUACCCGGAGAAGAAAACCAACGCCGCCUGUCUGAUGGGAUUAUUUUGUAUUAUUUAUUUAAAAUUUCAUCCAAAGGACGUGUGGAAAAUGUUACAAGAAGUCGGGCCGUACAAACCAUUCCUUGACGCUUCUCAAUUUCCUUGCGGAUUUACUCUAAAAAUAGUGGAUUGCCUGCAUGCUCUAACGAAAGCAAUAACAUUUAAUUUUUUCAAUUUUGAUGACUUCAACGUAGCCGAGUACGACUUGCAUGAUAAAUUACAGUAUGGCGAUAUGAACUGGUUGGUUCCCAGAAAAUUUUUAGCGUUUAUCGGACCGGCAGAUAACAGAACGGCACACCCUCCCGAAUUCUACUUGAAGUAUUUUUUGAAAAAUGACAUCAAGACCGUCAUCCGCCUCAAUACUAUCAUUUAUGAUGCCGCAGUAUUCACCCAAGUAGGCAUUCAACACUACGAUCUCAUAUUUCCGGAUGGAACUACGCCCCCUAAAGACAUUUUGUUAAGAUUUCUAAGCAUUUCCGAAAUGGCUUCAGCUGCCAUCGCUGUGCAUUGCAAGGCAGGACUCGGUAGAACUGGGUCUCUGAUCGGAGCAUACCUUAUCAAGCACUACCAUAUGUCUGCAAAGGAAGCCAUAGCUUGGAUGAGAAUUUGCAGACCAGGAUCGGUUAUCGGACAGCAACAGAUUUGGCUGGAAAAGUUGGAGAGCUGGUUGUGGAGGCUAGGAAAUCAAUAUAGAGCCUCGAAAUAUGGCGACAGCGAUAAAAUUCCAAAGCACAAGUACGGCAUCUACAGUAAGCUUUGGCCGAGGGAAAGAGAAAAAAUUAUCAAUGAAGCGAGGAAAAAAAUCCAAAAAUCUUUCACAAAGUCUCAGUUAGAGAAGUUAUCAAAGCAAAAAAAACUUGUCACCAAUUUUGAAAUACUAUCGUGGAAAGAUAAGAAUGAAAAGCUAUUGAAAAAGUACGGGAGUGAUAUAAGUUCGCACAACAGUGUUUCUAAGUUACUAUCCUCUAUACAUGGAUUGGAUAAUACAGAAAAUAUAAAGGUACUAUCAGUGAAUCCUAUCAGAAAGAAUUCUUUAUAUUCUACCUCUUCUGUUAGUACCAAAUCAAAGGAGUUGAACAGCAAUACUCUGAGAUCAGGAGCAGGUAAAGCAAAUUCUGAUGAACAUUUUAAAAACAAAAGUACCAGUGGACUACCGAACUGGAAAAAUAUUGUGGAAUAUUCAAAAUUAUAUGUAAAGGAGAACGUGGCAAAUAGGCACUCAACUCAAGGAGAUAAGCUUAACGAAAUAAAAUCAAUUCGAUACAGUAACAAAAUUGCAAGAGAUUCUUUUUCUAAUUCCAAACAUUCCUAAAAAGAAUCCAAAGAUUUCAUUACACAGAAAU
Molecule: messenger RNA, 1660 nt
Organism: Anoplophora glabripennis (Asian longhorned beetle)
Lineage: Eukaryota; Metazoa; Arthropoda; Insecta; Coleoptera; Cerambycidae
Product: dual specificity protein phosphatase CDC14B-like
Exons: 5
Coding region: 1-1629 (542 amino acids)
Biological process (GO): positive regulation of cytokinesis; cilium assembly; protein dephosphorylation
Cellular component (GO): centrosome; kinociliary basal body; spindle pole
Molecular function (GO): protein tyrosine/serine/threonine phosphatase activity; protein serine/threonine phosphatase activity
Source: RefSeq, a predicted model, not a curated record